UGUUCCUGUAAAAAUAAGUAUGAUCCGACAAUAUUAUGAAGUCCUGUUGUACAAAAAAGAUCCCAUUCAAAUCUGUAGUGUUAGCUUUGUAGCUAGUAGAUAGCUAACACAUGCUGCUAAAAGGAUCAGAGGCACACGUUUCAAAGAGCAGACAUUGAGUGGCAACUGUGUAUUAUGUGUUAAACAACACUUGAAACUGGUUAAAUGUCUAAACAAGUCCACUGGAAACAGAAGUUAACGGUAAAGUAAGCUAUUUCUAUAAUACCUUUUUUAGCACACACCACGCUUUGGCAGACCAGAAAUGACGUCAGUAAACAACACAGCCAGUCUUCUUUUUCUUCUGUACUGCCGUCUGCCGUUUGGAGGAGGACAUUAUCCACUUAUGACAUUUUUACCUUAAACUGGUUAUAUGUAGUAUUUUAUAGAUUGGUUACUGCUGUAUCUGAGAAAAAUCAUAUAUUGUGCAUCGACCACCGUUGUAUACCAGUUUAUCCUCUAAGUUAGCUGUUAACUAAUGCUCAUUUUUGACACAUUUAAACAUACUUUUUACACCAACGUUAACGCCUUAACAAAUCAACAUGUUGUGAGUUUUGUAUAACUGUUUCUUCAUCGGAGAUAUUACGUAUAACAUAUUUAGCUUAGCUUUAGCUUAGUCUGAAGGCAGCAAAGUUGUUCACGUUACUAUGGAAACUUGGCGUCAGUGUGGUAAAUGAAUCCUGGUGUCAUGGGAUGUCAGUUUUAAGUGCGUUUAGGACUUGGACCGUAUCACUGAUGUUGUAGGUAUACCUGAACACAAGUAAACCAGGUGUACAAUUAAAUGAAAAAAAGAGUCUUGAGACAUGGACAACUGUGAUUUGGAGAAGUUAUCUGUGUCUGUUGGGAAGCUCCUUCCUGCUUUCACACCACAAGUCACAGACUACAGAGUGACGGUGGAGAGCAAUGUGAACAAAGUGAGUCUGAAGCUGAUCACCAGUGACUGUGGAGCUUCAUACAAUAUUCUUUGUGGAGAUGGUUCCAGCACCAUUAACCUGAAUGAUGGGUUAACCAGAGUGGACAUCGAGGUGAUAGCAGAGGAUGGCACCGUUAAGAAAUACUGUGUGGAAAUCACCAAGCUGUCUGCAAAGGUCGCAGCACUCAGUGAUCUGGCUUUGGAUGGAGAUAUUCCACGUAAUCCUGCAUUCUGUACCAAAAUCUAUGAAUACAACAGUGUUGUUCCAUUUCAUUGUAACGCGGUGACCCUGCUUCCCAAGGUGCCGGACAGAAACAUAAAAGUUGCAGUGAAUCAGGGAGAGAGCUCACAGCCAGUCCCUCUGAAUUAUGGCGACUCUGUGGUGGAGAUCUCAGUCCGUUCAGCAGAUGGCAGCAAUUCACAGGUGUACACACUGCUGGUGACUCGAGAGCUGAUUCCCAUGGCUGUGACCUUCACUGAUGGGAAGCAGCAGCUGGACUACGAAUGUCCAGUAUCUCUGACUGCCUUUUAUAGACCCAUAUUUAUCAAGCACAGUGACCCAAAGCACAUCUUCUCAAGGCCUUAUAUUGAGAUGCUGGCACGCAGAUCAAAAGUCGACCCACUUAGCGACGGUCCGCUGGGAGACGGCUGGAAGGUCGUUGAAAUGGACCUCGACAGGAAGAUGUCGGAUGCUCUGGUCAAGUGCUUUUUUAAUUACAGAGGAUGUGUCAGUGAGAUGAAGCUGAGUGAGCUGGGGUCACACUCCCUGGACUGUCCACACAGGCCCACAGGGGAGCUGGAUGCAAAGGAUGUCACGGAGACUGAUUGGUACAAGAAGCAUUUUGCAUCAUCCAGUUGUUUGGAGAUCGACACUAAACACACUUUGGAGGUGCGUAACUGGGAGAAAAGACUACAAAUUACAGAAGGAGAAGACAGUGUGGAGGAACUGUGCGCCUCGGCCCAGGAUCACCUGAAACUCUACCGCCAACGCCUGCCUAAACCCGGGGAUGUGUUGCAGUAUGAGGAGGGACAGUCUCCUCUGUACAGCCUGGAGCAGGCGGCUGUCCUCCAUGCAUCAGCCAUCAGACUCAGCUCCAGAGAGGCCCGACUCCACUUCCUGCUGGGCCUCUCUCUGGAGGAGCAGCACUACGCCACCGAGAUGUACGGCCUCCGCAGGAAGGCUGACAGAGGCAGAGAUGAACUGAGCGAUGCCAAGUCGACGGCCCGUCAGGACGACAUCCUGGCGGUGUGUAAGCUCCAUGGAUUCCUCGGCAGGCCCACGGUGGAGAACCAGCUGCAGGCCCUGGAUAAAGAGUAUCAGCAGCUCAGAGACCAGGGCCAGUCUGGCAGAGCAGACUACGUUCAGACGCUCUAUAUCUGGCUCUCUAAGAAAUCUGGCAAGGACAGCAGUGCAGCGGUGCGGGAUGAAGGGAGUGGUCUGCACCGCGCCCUGAUGAAGUACCUGGACGCCUGGUCUCUGAAUCCUGACAGCUGGGAGUUCAGCCUCCACACAGGGAGGCUGCUGCUGCUGCAGGGGAGGGGGGGCGAGGCCCUGCAGCACCUCCAGAGCGGCCUGGCCCUGCGCCCGCUGCACCCUGCUCUCAGAUUCUUCACCGGGCUGGCUCUGCUGCACCAGGAGCAGAAAGCCUCUGAGGACACAGAGAAGGAGGCUGCUCUGCUCUUACACCAGGGACUGGAGCACUUUGUCCGACAGCGCUGCAGCAAGAGCAGGGUGGAGCAGGACCCUUCGGACCCUCUCUCCAGCCGCAGCACUCAGUUCCUGCGAGGCCUUCUCACUCUGGGUCAGCUGCAGCAGAAACACACUCUGUCUUUGCAGGCCAUGAGCGCGGAGCAGGUCUAUCACAUUGUAGCAGUGCUGUCUGCCCAGAGUGUGAGUCAGUGUGUGUGUCGUGGCGAGGCGGUGGUGCAGCUGGAGUGGGUGCUGCUGGAUGCUCACUUCGCCCUGCUGCAGAGGCUGAUCCAGGAUCAGGCUGGCAUGGAGAGGCAGUCCCUGGUGGCCAAGAGAUGCCAGGCUCUCACUGCGCUCAUACGCCUCACCUCCAUCGCCCCCUGUCAGGAGCUGCUGGACAUGCAGGAGAGGGUAUGUCAGCUGGCAGUGUUGACGACCCCGAGGGACAGCCCCGCCCUCUGUCUCCUGGGCCGGGCACAGCUGGCUCAAUACGACAACAACCCAAAUUCAGAAAGGUCAAAGGAAGCCUUACGUGACGCCUGCCUCAGCUUCCAGGCCAGCAUUGAGCUGGAACACAAGACGCUGAGCGGAGAGCCACUGGAGCAGCUGACCAAACAAAAGUGGUGGCAGGAGGCUGAAAACCAGAAAGCUGCAAAGCCCUCGAUCAGCCAACCAGUGGGGGUGAAGGGACCCUCUGACACCGGGGGGGCCAGGAGAGGAGCAAAGCAGAGCAGGGGGGGGCCCGGUCAGAGGCGGGGGGCAGGAGCUGGGACCAAAGCUCCUGCCCCCCCGGCCCCCAUCAGGGGAGGGAGAGCCGCCCAGCCUGCAGCCAGAGCCCCUGCAGCCAGGGGGAGAGCUGGAGCAGCAGCCAAGCCAGACAGAUCAGCUAAACCCUCCACCAGCAUCACUAAACCUCAGCUGCCCACCAGCAGCUCUCAGCAGGAAGGUCAAUCAAAUACUGUUAAAGCAGCAGAGGAGCCUGCUGUGGACGACGCAGUGAUCGUGUCCGGUCCGAUGAACCGCAGCUCUCAUGUCUCGCGGCUGGGUUUAGCCCGCGCUCUGACCCGCUCUGCAGACACACAGGAACGGGCCAGGCAGCUCUACCAGGAGGUCAUCGCCAUGGCACCAGGGGUCCAUGAUGCCUACAUUGAGCUGGUGCAGCUGCUGGAGGAGUGCGACCCUCAGGCUGCGGUGGAGGUGUACUGCAGGUUCCCUCUGAAGCCCGUAGCAGAGCAGAGCUUCGAGGACGCCUUCAUCACAGGAGAGAUCGUCCGCUUGCUGAUGGCGCUGGAGCUGUACGACCACCUGCUGCUGGGCCCCAGCCUGGUGGCGUACGGCAAAGUCAUGGGCCUAAGUUGCCUAGAGAAAUACAUCGACAUCUUGGAUGAUAAGUCCAUGACCAAGCUGCUGAUGAGUGUGUACGCCAAGAUCAGCGACCGACCGGAGGCCGAUCAGGAAAUGCUGGACUUCUUCAAGUUCAGAUGCUGGACAUGAUGAUGCUUAAAACACUGUAACAGAUACCUGUAUGUAUCCGUGUGCUUCCUGAAGUGACCUGCAUACAACUGAUGUUAUUAAUAAACGCUUCU
Gymnodraco acuticeps is the source of this 4225-nucleotide messenger RNA. RefSeq lists its product as uncharacterized. Bases 840 to 4133 code for a protein of 1097 amino acids. The record is from RefSeq and is a predicted model, not a curated record. Gene Ontology annotation, biological process: protein polyubiquitination; ubiquitin-dependent protein catabolic process. The transcript is spliced from 20 exons. NCBI's taxonomy places the organism in Eukaryota, Metazoa, Chordata, Actinopteri, Perciformes, Bathydraconidae. Gene Ontology annotation, molecular function: ubiquitin protein ligase activity; protein binding.